AUGGCCCCCAGGGGCUGUGCGGGGCCUCCGCCGCCGCCGCCUCCGCAAGCCUGGUUCUGGCCGGGAAGGAUGCUAGCCAUGGGGGCGCUGGCAGCCUUCUGGGUCCUCAGCCUCCUCACCUACGGUUACCUGUCCUGGGGCCAGGGCUUGGAGGAGGAGGAGGAAGGGACCUUGCGAGCUCAGUCUGGAGAGAGACCAGAGCCCAGCACGACGGCCACCUCCCAACCCCACCUCAUUUUCAUCCUAGCGGAUGAUCAGGGAUUUAGAGAUGUGGGUUACCACGGCUCGGAGAUCAAGACUCCCACUCUUGACAAGCUCGCUGCCGAAGGAGUUAAACUGGAGAACUACUAUGUCCAGCCUAUUUGCACACCGUCCAGGAGUCAGUUUAUUACUGGAAAGUAUCAGAUACACACCGGACUUCAACAUUCUAUCAUAAGACCUACCCAACCCAACUGCUUACCUCUGGACAAUGCAACCCUACCUCAGAAGCUGAAGGAGGUUGGCUAUUCAACACAUAUGGUUGGAAAAUGGCACUUGGGUUUUUAUAGAAAAGAAUGUAUGCCCACCAAGAGAGGAUUUGAUACCUUUUUUGGUUCCCUCCUGGGAAGUGGUGAUUACUAUACGCACUACAAAUGUGACAGUCCUGGGAUGUGUGGCUAUGACUUGUAUGAAAAUGACAACGCUGCCUGGGACUAUGACAAUGGCAUCUACUCCACACAGAUGUACACUCAAAGAGUUCAGCAAAUCUUAGCUUCUCAUGACCCCAGAAAGCCUAUAUUUCUAUAUAUUGCCUACCAAGCUGUUCACUCACCACUGCAAGCCCCCGGCAGGUAUUUUGAACACUACAGAUCCAUUAUCAACAUAAAUAGGCGGAGGUACGCUGCCAUGCUUUCCUGCUUAGAUGAAGCAAUCAACAAUGUGACCCUGGCCCUGAAGACUUAUGGUUUCUAUAACAACAGCAUUAUCAUAUACUCUUCAGAUAAUGGUGGCCAGCCCACAGCAGGAGGAAGUAACUGGCCUCUCAGAGGUAGCAAAGGGACAUACUGGGAAGGGGGCAUUCGGGCUAUCGGCUUUGUGCAUAGUCCACUUCUGAAAAACAAGGGAACCGUGUGUAAGGAGCUUGUGCACAUCACCGACUGGUACCCCACUCUGAUUUCACUGGCUGAAGGACAGAUUGAUGAGGACAUUCAGCUGGAUGGCUACGAUGUCUGGGAAACCAUAAGUGAGGGCCUUCGUUCGCCCCGGGUGGAUAUUUUGCACAACAUUGACCCCAUUUAUACCAAGGCAAAAAAUGGCUCCUGGGCAGCAGGCUACGGGAUCUGGAACACCGCCAUCCAGUCAGCCAUCAGGGUGCAGCACUGGAAACUGCUUACAGGAAACCCUGGCUACAGUGACUGGGUGCCCCCUCAGUCUUUCAGCAACCUGGGGCCCAACCGCUGGCACAACGAACGAAUCACCUUGUCGACCAGCAAAAGCAUAUGGCUGUUCAACAUCACAGCCGACCCCUAUGAGAGAGUGGACCUGUCUCACAGGUAUCCUGGAAUCGUGAAGCAGCUGCUGCGGAGGCUCUCGCAGUUCAACAAAACCGCAGUGCCUGUCAGGUACCCCCCCAAAGACCCCAGGAGUAACCCUCGGCUCAAUGGGGGAGUCUGGGGACCAUGGUAUAAAGAGGAACACAAGAGAAAGAAGCCAAGCAAAAAUAAGGCUGAGAAAAAGCAGAAGAAAAGUAAGACCAAGAAGCAACAGCAGAAAGCAGGUUCAUUUUCAAAUUGCCGUUCUGAUGUUUGCCAUCACCGUGGAUAAGUACACGUUUUUUCCUGGCUGGUUAAACUUAAGUCGGUCUUAGUCUUUUAGCUGUUUUCUAGGUAAACCAGCAAAUCUGGCUCGAUGCUACCACGGCCAUAAGCACCAGACUUACUUUCGCGUGUUGGCCACGGGGAAAACAGGGCUAUUCAGUGCCAAAGGUGCUACCCUUGCGAGCCACACGUGGAGGAGAAUGGAGAUGCUGAUUUCUUUUGCUCCUUUGUGAAAGUGCUCCUUAAGGAUUUCAGCUGCUGUGUUUCCGACGAAGGACCAAACACUUGCUUUAAACUGCAAGCCAUGAAUAUGUUAAUUUCAUGCAAGUUACAGGGUAGCAGGAUGAAAAGUACCUUUGAUCAAGUACAAAGGUUGCCUCACCUCAAAAGGCCUUGAAAAAUAUUUUCUCUUAGUGAAUUAUUGUAUCUCCAUCUUAUGAUACUUGGUUUUUUAAAUUAAUUCCAUUUCACGUAUCAUUUCCCUUCCUGUGAAAAUAAGCUGUUUCCUCCUGUGUAAACAGCUUGCACCUCAUUUUAUCACGCAUGAGGGAAUGGCAAAUAAGAAUGUUUGAGCACACUGCCAAAACGUGAAUGUAACUAUUUUCUAAACACUUUAACAGAAUGACAUUUCAACGUAAAGUACAUAAUUUAUUUUACAGAAAAAAUAUUAUUUUGUUUUCAUAAAAAGUUAUACAAAUGACUUUUAUUUUUAUUUUCUAUAUACUGUUAGAAGUUUAUUUCAUAUCUUCAAGAUUACCAAGCACUGUAAUACUAUAAAUUACUGUAAUACUGUGUGAAUUCAUAGAAUAUAAAAAGAAAAUUAGUCAGAAUAAAUGAUAAUCAUCACUGUUCAACCAUUAUUUUGAAUGUAAAAAGAUGAAUAUAUUCCUUACAAAUUACUUGGAAAUUCAGUGUUGUAUGGGGUUGAGAGACAACUUUAUUGUUUCUGUCAUAAACACUUUAUUUAUGUGUCUUUAUUAUUAAAAUGACUUAUUUUACAGCACUAGCAAAUUUAGUGUGGUUUUCCUGAUCUAGUUUCUAGAUAAAAUUAUAUUAUUCAUCUUAACAACAAAAAUCUUUACAAAUAGGCAAUUUUCUAACAACCAUAUUAUUUAUGUAUAAAAAUAUAAAAAUAUAUAAAACAUAUAUGUAUUUUAAAUAUAUAAAUAUGUAAAAUAUAUUUAUAUAUUAUUUAUAAUAUGGAUUUUGCAAAUAAGAGGUGUUUCCACUUGGCUAUUUCAUAGAGAAAAAUGUUAUUUUGUUAAUCUAUAACAUUUAUGAUGAUCCUACUCUUACACAAAGUAGAUACGGUGGGGAUGUGAUUUUAAGUUCUCUAUUAAUGGCCAUAACUUUUUCAAUGGAAAUAAAUUAGCCCACAGGCUUCUAUCUGGAAAUGGCUUCACAGAUGUUCGCUCUUUGUAAGAAUACCUGCCACCUGCACAUGGUGCUAGGUAGACUGUGAUUUAAGAGAAGUCUGUCUUGCAGGGCGCCUGGGUGGCUCAGUUGGUUAGGUCAUGCUCCUGGGCUCCCUGCUCAACAGGGAGUCUGCUUCUGCCCCUCCCCCUGCUCAUGUGCUGGGCUUACUCUCUCUCUCUCAAAUAAAUAAAAUCUUUUUUUUUUUUUUAAAGUCUGUCUUGCCCUUAAAAAACUAAAGUCUAACAUAAUAGUCACCUAUAAAUAAUGAACAAAAAUAUUUUCAAAAUGCUGUCAGCAAACCUCUAGGUCUUUCAAGACAUCCAGGAAGGAAAAUCCUCUACAGUUGACUUUCAUGCCCUAAUCAUUAAAACUGUGUUAAUACUGGACAUUUAGUCUCAGGCAUCAUUCUCCUAAACUAUGAUUCUCAGGCUGCAUUUCUAGAGCUGUCCGUGGCUCUUUCAAGUGUAAACUGCAGCUUUUUAAAACCUCUGAUCCUUUUACCAGGAGACCAAAAGAAAG
This is a messenger RNA of Mirounga angustirostris (Northern elephant seal), 3731 nucleotides long. It is a transcript of the gene ARSJ, whose product is annotated as arylsulfatase family member J. The transcript is spliced from 2 exons. The coding region runs from base 1 to 1803 and encodes 600 amino acids. The record is from RefSeq and is a predicted model, not a curated record. Lineage: Eukaryota; Metazoa; Chordata; Mammalia; Carnivora; Phocidae.